Messenger RNA from Andrographis paniculata, 2841 nucleotides. Its product is annotated as AUGMIN subunit 6. Gene Ontology annotation, molecular function: microtubule binding. The record is from RefSeq and is a predicted model, not a curated record. The coding region runs from base 79 to 2259 and encodes 726 amino acids. Gene Ontology annotation, biological process: spindle assembly. Gene Ontology annotation, cellular component: HAUS complex; mitotic spindle microtubule. Lineage: Eukaryota; Viridiplantae; Streptophyta; Magnoliopsida; Lamiales; Acanthaceae. The transcript is spliced from 13 exons.
UAAACGGGGGCAGGAAAUCGAAUCGGAAAAGGCGAACCAUCCCGAGAAGCUAAGGGAGGAGCGGCGAGUGCGCGUGGAAUGACGAUGGACAGAGAGAAGGAGAGAGAGAUUGAGCUGGAGAGUGCAAUGUACACGAAUUGUUUGUUGCUCGGCUUGGAUCCGAGUGUAAUCGGCGUCGGAUCGAACAACGGCACUCCUCGGGUGGGGUUGUUCCGCCACUCCAAUCCCAAAUUGGGCGAACAGCUUCUGUAUUUCAUCUUGUCCUCCCUCCGUGGUCCAGCUCAAUCAGCCAAGGACUUCGAUAAGGUGUGGCCGAUUUUCGAUUCGGCCCAGUCUAGGGAUUUUCGGAAGGUCGUGCAAGGUAUUAUAAGUGAGCUCGAGUCGCAAGGAGCAUUGCCCAGGAGUAAUUCGAGGGUUUCCUCGCUGGCGACUUGCUGUGGACCGAGAUUUGUUGAACUCUUAUGGCAGCUUUCCUUGCAUGCUUUGAGGGAGGUUCACAGGCGAACAUUUGCAGCUGAUGUGGCAUCGAAUCCACUGCCUGCUCCUCUGACCGAUGUUGCUUUCUCUCAUGCUGCUACACUGCUUCCUGUAACUAAGGCUAGAAUAGCUCUGGAAAGAAGGAGGUUUCUGAAAAAUGCAGAGACUGCAGUUCAAAGGCAGGCAAUGUGGUCCAAUUUAGCUCAUGAAAUGACCGCGGAGUUUCGCGCUCUAUGUGCUGAAGAGGCUUAUCUGCAGCAAGAGCUUGAAAAACUACAUGAUAUGAGAAACAAGGUGAAAUUAGAAGGUGAACUUUGGGAUGAGCUGGUAUCUAGCUCAAGCCAGAAUUCCCAUAUGGUUCAAAGAGCUACUCGCUUGUGGGACUCUUUGUUAUCUCGCCAGAGUCAACACGAGGUUCUAGCUUCAGGGCCUAUUGAGGAUCUUAUAGCUCAUCGAGAGCAUAGAUACCGCAUCUCAGGUUCAUCUUUGCUAGCAGCAAUGGACCAGAGUUCUUUGGUUUCAUCAACUAAUUUGAAUCCUCAGCUUUUGGAUAAUGAAGACGCAGAGGUUUCACAAGCAGAUGGAAACAAAGAGGACAAAUCUAAAUUGGAUCCUUCUUAUGGAAUUGAAGAUAAGACUUCUCGUGUUGAUGAAAGAAGUAUGAAAGGGCAGCCUUCAGUUGAUGUUGCUGAAGUUUUACGACGGUGGACCCAUGCUUUGCAACGAAUUCAUAAGCAAGCACUCCUACUGGCAAAAGCCAAUGAUGGGGAGGGUCCAGAGCUCCUACGAAGUGCUCAUGAUGGUGGUACCAGCAGUCAUGCUGAGUCUUUGGCCACAACACUGGCCGAACAUCGGCAGCACCUGGACAGCAUUCAGGUGCUCAUUAAUCAACUGAAGGAUGUUGCUCCAACCAUACAAAACUCAAUUUUAGAGCUUACGGAGGAAGUCAAUAGCUUAUCUAAUCUCCCUUUCGUAAAGCAUAGAUCAAAUGCAACUGGCCAGGCACAGGGCUCUGGAAGGACUUUGGAAAGCAGUACUGAUGAUGAGGUUGGUGAUAUAUCAUCUAGACUGUCAUCUAUUCAGCUUGAUAAGGUAUCAGCUAGCUCCCCUGCUCUCAAACUGCCACCACUAUUUAGUUCAACACCAAGUUCGUCAGGGAAAGGUGCAAAUGUACAAAAGCGACAAAUUGUAGCUCAAAACAAUCCAGCAGAAAACAUUACAGAGCAGCCACCUCCAAACAAUAAUAUGGACAAUCUUUCCCUUGAUGAUGACAUUCUUUCUCUACAAAAGCUUAAGAGAUCUGUCAGAGAAGCUGCUCUUUCAUCACAAGUAUGCAACUCGGGAUCAUCACAGGACAGUCGUUCUACUGAUGGCUCUGAGCACUACUUUGUACCUUUUUCUGGGACAGGUUUUUCUCGACAUGGGCAAGAUAAGAUGGCUAAUGCUCUAAAGAGCAGGCAUUUAUUUGUAUCUGAAGAUGAAUCUUCCUUGCUUAAGAUGAAUGCCAAGGACGAUAAUAUUGGGAGCAAGUAUAGUGGAGUUGCAGACAUGUUGAAUGAUUUGGACUCUUUAGAUGAAUUUGAUGGUGUAGAUGGUUUUACUUCUGCAGCUGGUUCAAAUUCAUCAGUUUCAGAUGCAUAUAGAUCAUUUUAUGACAUGGAUGAAGCUCAGGGUCAAGUUUUUUCACCUCCUUUAUUGAUGGAUACAUCGCUUCUGGGAGAUUCUUACGAGGAUUUGCUUGCACCUUUAUCGGAGACUGAAACAGCUUUGAUGGAUCACUGACUUCGAAUGUCUGAUUUUGCUUGCUGUGGUAGCUUCAGUAUGCAUUCUCGAAUAGAGGGAUGCCUUCACAUUUAACCUUCAAACUUGCAAAUCUCCAACCAACCCUUAUGCGGUAUUGUUUGAUUCCUACCGCUCCUAUUCAUGAUGCACAUAUGCAUUGCCCUUUUUUCCCAUGCUGUGAAAUUUUUUGCUCAUUUGGUGUGACUACCGGAGGGAAAGACUUGAUGACAACAUUAACGUUGUCUUUCUCAUUGGAGUGUGCUCUCACGAAACAGGUUAUUGAUGGUGGUGCAUCCAGAAGAAAGGGCAAGUUACUGAAAUUUGUCCUUGGUUGAUUGAAAACUGCUGCCUGGAAGUUCAAUGCUGUCACGUAACCAUCUACUUUAUUUAGGUGUAGAUUCUUGCUAACCCAAUUUACACAACACACUUGUGCAUUUUAUUGGCGGGCAAAAAAAAAAAUCAGACACUAUCCUUGAAUGUGUAGUGCUGGAAGUUCAUUCAGUUUAUGCUUUGAGAUUGGUAUGUUUAUGCUGUGUGCGCAUUACAUUCAUUCGAUGCAAUGUAUAUUACAUCUUUUAACGA